This is a messenger RNA of Colletotrichum karsti, 2415 nucleotides long. RefSeq lists its product as uncharacterized. The transcript has 2 exons. NCBI's taxonomy places the organism in Eukaryota, Fungi, Ascomycota, Sordariomycetes, Glomerellales, Glomerellaceae. The record is from RefSeq and is a predicted model, not a curated record. Bases 1 to 2415 code for a protein of 804 amino acids.
AUGUUGUCUUUCUUUCAGGACUGGGACCAGGACAGGGAAAUGGCUGCUCCGGUGGCUGGACAGCAACCCAAUGCUGCCCAGAAUGCUGUCGCCGAACACAGUCUCCCUGGCGUCUUCGUCCCGAAUUGCGCGGGAAAGGUCAUCUUUCCUACGACGCGGCGGAAGCCAUCUGGGGCACAUCAUCCAGUUAUUCCGCCUGCGCCAACUACCAUCGCCGACUGCAGCCUGAUCAGCAAUGGAAACGUCGGAAACGUUUUCUGGGCUCCGCCAGCAACGCCGGCCAUCCGCCGACCUUCCAGAUGCAGGAGCGUGGAUGCCAACGGACAACUGAUUCCCAUCCCUCCUAAGGCAUUUGGAGACACUAUAAAUGCUGGAAACCCUGCCGGUCAUCAAGUUCAAGCGAACAUUCAAAGUCCCUAUGACGUUCCCCAGCAGGCCGCCAACAUGGCUGUUCCGGGACUCCCGCAACUCUCGCAACUCCCGGUCCCAGACAAUACCCCCACGUCCCAGUCAUCCCAGCAAUAUCCUUUGCAGACGGCUUCCUCAAGCACAUCGGCCAGACCUGUGCCCCAAGCUCGACCCCCGGUUGUCAAACUGAACAGUCGACGAAACAGCUCGAAACAUGUCGUCGGUAGUCCAAAGAGACCUGGCUUGAAGCUGCGAGGCAAAUCUCAGAUUUCAGUACAUGACAUCGUCCGGAAAGUUCGAAAUCAUUUGUCUCGCCACCCCGAACGUCAGAAGGCGUCUCCUGGCAAAGCGGGUUCGAGUUCUACGUGCCAGCGAGGUUCUUGUCAGUAUGUUCUUGACGACGGUCAAGUCCAAGAUCUUGUCAACAUUGUUGUCCAGGAAAUCUGCGAGCAUGGUCAUGGCCCAACCGUCACGGGCGACGCUCUUCACAAAAGGUCCGGCAAGCGGGUCGAGGAGGCCAAGCAGGUGGUCAGAAAGCCCAGUUGCCUCAUGAAUGCCACGGAUCCGCAACUUUCGAAUGCGGCAGACCCUGCUACUACUAUCAACGAGCCCCAGACUGCAUUCUUUGCCCGGAGUAGGUCAGAUGGGCAGGUCCGCGCCAAAGUCCGACCUUCGCAAGCUUCUAUCACCACCAUUCUCUCCAAAGACAGCAUUACUAACAUUCAAUGGCACCCGGAGAGCGAAACAGCCUCUGAAAACGAUGAUGCUAUGGACGUACCCACAAGCAGAUCCACAGACGGCCACAAGAUAGCGUCUGAGGGUGGAUCGAACGAACAGUCUCGGCCAGGGCUUGACGAAGACCGGAAGAGUGUACCGAGCGGCAAUGGCGAUGGCGAUCUAAAGAAUAAUCCUGAGAACGAGUCUGAGGACCCCAUCCAGGUGGUCAAGGACUGUGGUCCUGGCCAGGUCAAGCUUCAUACUCUCGACGACGAACCGAGCCCCGUUUCUGAACUCCAAACCGGCGAACCUUCGUUCCAAGGUUUCUCGAUUGGCUCUCAGCUUGUAUCUGAGAUCAACGCCGAGAUAGGGGACAAACAAGAAAAGGCAGAGGUAGAGCAAGGGACUGAGAACCGCGAUCCGAAGCACAGCGCCAAGCAAAAUCACCAGGAAGAGAACGAUCCGAAGAGGGCUCAUCCGACGGAGAUGGAGCAGGACAACAAAUUCGGAAAGACUCUCUUGAAUAAUAGGGACGAGAUCCAGCAAGGCAUAACGUCAUUCCCCCCGCUGAACAAACGCCUCACCAAUGAAUGGGCUAGCCCUUCAACCAGCAUCAUUCACGAAGAGCGGGAAACACAGGAUAUGUAUCAUCUCGGUAUUGACGCUCGACCUGGCGGUAUCUUACCUAUCCCCCAGACUCCAAACAUGCCGCGAGAGUCGGUAAAAUCUAAUUCCAGCCUGUUUCAUCAAGACAUCUUCGACACAAAUGGGCUUUCAAGCGCCCACAAGCUGACCAGGAGGGCAUCUGAAGCCGUCAUUCACAGUACCUCACGUCCUAAGAAUGGCUCGAUUCUGGAGCCACUUGGCCGUCGCGCGACAGACAGCAAAAGUCUGUCUCGCUCCCGAUCUACCCAUUUUGCUGACCUUCCCAAAUUCGAGCCUCCCAAGGACGAGCCCAGCCUCCUACAGAAGCUCACACGCAAGCUGAGCUCGGUAUUCCAGAGCCCCAUGGAGUCUCGCUCCAUGCGUGCGCCUCCACCAUCCUUGGCGAGUAACCGAAUUUCGAGAAAGGUCUCAGAGGUUCUUGACACAACUCGGCCAACCACAGAAGACGAGGAGCCAGAAGCUGGGUAUGUUUCCGAGCCCGAGCCGUCUGCGAUCUAUCAAGCAAUGACGCUGUCAAAGCCAGCGAAGACAGGACGACGCAGCAUUUGUUCCGAAGAUAACCCAUCUCAGAAGGUUGACGCUAUCACGAGCCUAAGAGGGCUGAUUGGGGCAGGCGGACGGUGA